AUGGAUGAACGCCAUUGGUGGAUAGCUGGUAAAAUCCAGGAAACGUUUAAAAUCGGCGGCUAUGAUAAUCCAACGCUGUUGGAGGAUUUUAUGACAGAGGAAGGGACGCUCACUAAAAUAAACCGUUUUCUGAAGUCAGGAGGUCCAUGUCGACUGUUUUUCUAUUCGGAAAAACCAGAAAGUGCAACAUUGUCGUCAAGAGAACUGUAUGUCACAGGAACAUUAGCUGCAUUAAAAGAUGUAAAUUUAGAUAAUGUAAACAUUCUUUACUUUCUCAGAAAUCGAGUUGACAAAGAUGUGGAUGCUCAUCGGAUGGAAAGAGAUGUGUUCUGUGGGGAACUCAAACACAAUACUAUUGAAACACUCACGGCAUUGUUAUCAGAUGUGUACCUCCCACUCAUUAAGGCCCAGAAAGAAUGGGGAGAAUGCAACAAUGAAUGCCAGACAAAUCUUACACAUAGCAUGGACAAAUUUUUGACGGCAUUAAAUGAGUCAACUGCUUCCAUGCAAACUUCAAAACAGUUGAUGCUGAAGCAGCCAGAAAAUGUUAUAUUGAACGACUUCAAACAACAAAGAGCAGCAGCCCUAGACCCUCAGUUGAUUAGUCAGUAUGAAGAACUCGUAAAUGAUUGGAUGAAUACUAUAGAGACAACACUAAAUGAUACCUCAGAUGAAAGAUUUUUGGAUCCUAAUGCAGGACCUUUGUCUGAGUUAGAACGUUGGCGUCGGCGUCAGCGACUCUUAACUAACAUCACAGAGCAGCUGAAGAGCAAGGAAUGCAAGGCUGUAAUAGGGGUACUCAUUACAGUCAAGUCCAGACUUCUAAAGAAAUGGAAGAACGUUGAUGCAUCAAUCACUGAUGCAAUGAAUGACACAAAGGACAAAGUAAAGUAUCUGGAGUCAUUGCGGCGCCAUUUUGAUCAGCUCUAUCAUGAUGCCACACCAGCAUCCAUCAUCAACAAUGCUAUUCCUGGUAUCACCAACAGUGUCAGGCAGAUGGAUUCCAUCUCACGGUAUUACGCCCGUGUAGGGUUCUUAGGCCUAAUGUUCACCAAGAUCACUAAUCAGCUUGUCCUGGCCUGUAAGGAGUACAUUAAGAACUGUACUAUCACUGUGUACGAUGGUGAUGAACUGUGGGAGCGCAUUGGUGAAGAGAUUCGUAGCCGUGACACCAUUCCUACUAUGGACACUCAACAAAAAUUUCUCAAGAGUCAAGUAGAGGCCAAUCUCAAGAAUGCACCAUCCCGAGGUAAGAGUAAGGAGGGGAAGGAUCUAGGCCUACAGGAUGACAGUUUGUUUGGGCGAUUGAGAGCCUGCCUCACUCUACAGGGAUACUACCGCGAGAUGCUAAGGUCCCUUAAGGAUGCCUUAGGACAGAGCCAGAACCUAUCCCACUUCCCGUCCCUCAGUAGUGUAGGAGGACCAGGAAGUUUCACAGGUCAAGGUACCAGUAUUGCAUCAAGAGGGACCAGUGUAUCCCCAAAGAAGGGCCAAUCCAUAAUGAUAGCAGACACACAGGGACAUGGUGUGUCUAUUGCUGAUGAAGAAGCUAUCAUGUCUCACAUGGACUCCUUCUGUAAUCGUAUCCGCCAACUCAUGGAUGUCAUCAACACAUUAGCUCAGUACAACAAAAUGGUGCACACUACAACAGGAAUACCUCGCCUGAGGAAGGAGGAUCUUAUUAACGAGGACGAGAACGAGAAGGAUAUUUACAAGUAUCGUAAACGCCAACAAGAGGCACUUAAGGCUGCUAGUAAGUUGGUAUAUGAAGAUGAAGAAGCAGAAGGAGGGCUGACAUCUGUACAGAUUACCUCCCCUGAACGGAGUCUUGGAGCAAUUGCAGAAGACGAGGAGAAUCAGGAUGACCCAGGGUCUGAUCCAGAAGAUAUGACUGCUGAGAAAAAGGAAGUUCAUACAGAUCCGACAGAUGAUGUGUUUGAGACAGUCAAUGGCAAACAAGGACUAAGUGAUGAAGAGAUAGCCGUUAUAAGAAAGUACUUUCCUGAAGAGGAAGAGGAGGAAGGACCCAGUAUAUCGUACACUGUUGCUCAACAUCAUGAAAGCAUGAUGAAGGCCAUGAGUGAAAACGUUACCACAAAGACUAUGCUGGAUGUAGAAUCUAAGGACAGAGACAAGUUUGAUGAAUACUAUGCCAACUUUGCCACAACGGUACAGGAACUGGAAACUUUUAUGGCUGCCUACCUUCAUGCUAUAUUCCUCAGGAAGAAAAUGAAGACAACUCAAGGAUUGGACAUCAUUACAAGGUUCACACCUGUCCAGAGUAGACCAGGGAUUCGAGCCCAUAUAGCUGAGAAGUUUGUAGAGAUCUUCAACUGGUAUGAAACUGAUCUUGAGGAGGUUCAUAACAUCUACGAAACACACAAGGAAAACCCCCAGAUGGUGAGGAACGCCCCUCCUGUAGCAGGGGCCAUUCACUGGUCCAGACAGCUACUCAAGAGAAUCGAGGACCCUAUGAAAGUGUUCCGCGAUAAUCGAGCUAUCAACCAGCUUGGAGAUUUCGGCCGCAUUGUGAGGAUCUACAACAGACUGGCCACGGCUCUGGUGACCUUUGAAAGUCUUUGGUUCACACAGUGGAAGAACAGAAUAGAACAAGCUCGCAGUGGUCUGAGGGCUACGCUAUUUGUUCACCACCCUUCCAAUGAAGAGAUAGUUGUCAAUGCUGAUGAGAGAGUAUUGGAGCUGAUACAUGAAGCUAAGUGGUUGACCCGCUUGGGUAUACAGAUCCCCGAGUCAGCCGUAUCCAUCAUGCAACAGGAGUCACGCUUCAAGAACUACAAAUCUCACCUGGAAUUAGUGCUUAAUGAGUACCGAGAAGUCUGCUCAUCCAUCCCAGAACCUCUCAUCAAGCUUUUCACUCCACACAUGGAGUUUGUGGAGCAGCAGCUUCAACCUGGCCUCACAACUCUGGCAUGGAACAGCAUGAAUAUAGAUGCAUUCCUCCACCAGAUCCACUCAGCCACACAGAAGCUGAAGGGUAUGCAGCAGAAGGUCCAUCAUAUAAUGGAGCAAGACAUCUAUGGUACCCUGGACACUAUCAGAAACUUCUACCUCUUCGAUUAUGAAGAAGCUAUCUCACGGUCAUGGCCUCCUCUUGAAUUUCGGGACAAAAUGUUGCGGAGUAUCCAAUCUCGCUCGGAAACCCUGAAGCAGUCUGUGGCAUCUGUGUUGUCAGGUCUUCAAAGAAUAGCAAACACUCUAGCUACAAAGAAGGAAUACACGUUUGCUCCUAUCCAUUCCAUGGUUGUUGCAAAAGCAGCUGCGGCCAAGCUCAAGCAAAAAUUCAUGACUCGAUCAGAGAAACAUCCCCUGAGUAAACCCGCCAUAAGUUUCCCACUGACUGAUCAUCCUAGCAAGUCCAAAAAGAUGGCGAUGAUGAUGGAUGAAAUGGAAGCUAUGAGGGAACGACAAAAGAUUGAAGAAGAAGAAAACAACAUAGCUGAUCUCAUUGCCCACUUCCGAGAUCAUGUGUACCAGGCAGUUCUUCAGGCUACCUGUAAGUCUUUGGCCACACUUGCGGAGAGUACAGGGUGUGACAGUGAGGUGAUUCGUGUGGUCAGUGCAAUGUCAAUGGGGUCAACACCUCGGGACAGCCCAAGUCCUCGGUCACCUACUCGGAAUAGUCGGGAACCUUCUGCACACAGUCGUGUGUCCUCUGCAGCCACCGAUCGCCCACUGACCAGUAUGUCCAUGUUGUCGAAUAUGACUUGGACAACAGAGAGAAGCAAUACGACUACACUGCUACAGUUUGAAGUAGAGGUCCACUUUAUGAUCCCAAACAUCAUUGUAGAACCAACACUGGACAUCGCUCAGACUGCCAUACAGGAUGUUGCUAAUGCUGUCCUUGAGGCCAACAGAUAUGUAUCGUGGAUUGGACCACAGGGACAGGAAAACUUCUAUUCUCUCAUAGCAGACGAUGAAAAUGUUGCUCAGAUGACAUCACAACUGUCCAAUAUCAUUAAUGAGAUUGACACUGUAGUGAACAAACACUUAUUCCACUUUAGUUACUAUAACUUCCUGUGGAAGGAUGAUCUUCAUGGCAAUUUCAAAGAGUUCAUCUCAGCUGAUCCUGGAAUGUUUGCCAUCAAACGGGAGGUGGAGAGGUUCUUAUACAUAGAGAAGAAGGUAUUAGGAAUCCCUAAGGUUUUACCUGUAGGGCCAAUCUCUCUCCACACCGACCCCAUCAAGGAUGCUUUACAUGGAUUUGCUAUGGCAUGGAAGAUCAAGUUUGCUUCUGUCUUACAUGAGGAGGCUAAGAAAAAACUGGAUGCUGCAGUAUUGUACAGGUCUAACGUCCGUAAUCGUCUGGAGCUGCAUGUCCAGUCCCUUGACCAGUUGAAUAGUGCUCUCCAUCUUUUGGAGGAGCUUUGGGACAUGGAGAAUAAGAUAGAUAGUAUAUACCUGCCUAUAGAGACCAUGUAUGCCAAACUCAGGGAGUUUGAGCUUCGCCUCCCAAGGAAUGAAGUGGAGGAGGUGGACCAGCUACGAGACAAAUGGCAGGAGCUGAUAGAACUAGCUGAGCAGGUCCGUGAGGUCCUUCUCAAGGAGCGCAGGGGAGCUUUCGAACAGGAACUAGACAAACAAGUCAAGACGUUUGUGGUAGAGGUGAUCCAGUUCAGGAAUGCAUUUGACGCUCAGGGUCCAGCUGUGCCAGGGAUACCCCCAGCUGAGGCUGUUGCCAGGUUACAAGACUUUCAGCAGAAGUAUCUGUUGUAUGACUCUAAGCGUAAUACAUUGGAAUCGGUGUCUAAACUGUUUGGGAUCGCCUGUAAACCAUUCUCGGAGCUGGAUAAAACUGGGGAGGAGUUAGACUUACUCAGUCAGUUGUACGGACUGUUCCAGAAAUUCCUUCGCUUUGAUGCCAGAUUCAAAGACACUCUUUGGGCAGAGGUUGAUCUUGAAGCUUUCUUCAGAGAGGUUGAAGGCUACUGGGAUGAGUGCUUAGCCCUUCCAAGUAAACUAAAAGACUGGGAUGCCUACCAUGACCUGAAGACAUCCCUACAGAAUUAUCUUGAGGUGUUCCCUCUCCUCCACAGUCUCAACUCUAAGGAGAUUCGUAACCGCCAUUGGCUAGAAGUGAUGAGGGUAACUGGCAGCUCCUUCCAGUUGGAGGCCAAUGUCUUCAAACUGCUCCACCUACUGGACAUCGGCCUUAUCAAACAUAAGUCAGAGAUCGAAGAAAUCUGUCGGGGAGCUAGUCGAGAGUUGGAACUUGAGAUAAAGAUGCGAGUGACGGAGGAGGAAUGGAAUGAACAGGUGUUAACAUUUGAACAUUACAAGAAACGUGGCCCUAUGUACCUAGACAAGGUAUCCACAGAACGUUUGUUGGAACAGCUGGAAGAUGCUCAGGCUUUACUCGCAAACAUGUUAACGUCACGCUACAUUGGUCCUCUAAGGGACGAAGCUGCAGGCUGGGCGGAAAAACUGAAAACUGUGGCAGAGGUAUUGGAACAGUGGCUUGAGGUUCAGGACCUGUGGCAGUAUUUAGAGGCUGUCUUCAGUAAUUCCAUCGCAGCUAAGGAAUUACCUCAAGAGGCCAAAAGAUUUGCCAGAACUGACAAAAGCUGGACAAAACUGAUGAAGAGAGACUUUGAGACUAGGAAUGUUUUACAGUGCUGUUAUGGCGGUGAGGUGCCAAAAGCUGUUCUCCUGAAAAACAUCCACGAGGAACUGGAGAUCUGUUUCAAGUCCUUGAUGGGUUACCUUGACAAUAAAAGGCGGGCCUUCCCCAGAUUCUACUAUGUAUCUGACCCCAUUCUGCUGGCUAUCCUGAGCCGACCAAGCGACCUGGAGUCUGUCAGACCUCACCUCAAAUCUCUCUUCAGCAGUAUCUAUGAUGUACGACUAGAGGAAGCAAACACUCUUGAUGAACCAACAGAUGAGGUUGGUUUUGUCCAAUCACGUACUGGAGUACGUACACCUACAGGGUCAAGGGUGCGAACCUCCUCUGCACUCUCACCUAACAACAAUACGCCACACAAGAUAGACAAGAGAUUAACAGAGAUUUAUGUAAUGUCAGGAACAACUAGUGACGAUAGCAAAAGUAUGAACCCUAGUGCCAUAGCACAUGCUCCAGCCUUCAUGCCGUCAGAGGGAAUUGUAGAGGACAGUGUAUUCAGAGAUGCUGUGGCAGUUAGCAGUGCUGAAGGGGAGCUUGUUCAAUUACAGGACAAGGUAUUUCUUACCGAUGGUGUGGAAAUGUGGCUACAGAAGCUGAGAGAGUCUGUUGCCAAGACUAUCAAGGACCUCAACAUCAACAUCAUACAGGAAUGUAACAAUGGUGUGGCCAUGGAUGAGUGGCCAUAUAAGUACCCAGCACAGGUGUGUCGUAUGGGCAUGCUAUAUUAUUGGACACGAGAAUGUGAUCAGGGCAUCUGGGACAUCAAGUAUGACCGCAAGGCUCUCCAGGGUGCUCUCAAGAAAUACAUCGCUACAGGAUCAAAACUACAGACAGUGUUGUCCCGAGGGGCUUGGCGCACCCUUGAGGAACCAAUGCUGCCUCUCCACAAGGCUCGUUUGGAGUGUAUGAUAGCGCAAUUUCUUUACCUGAGGGACAUUUUAGACAACAUGUGUAGUAGAAAACUGAGAGAGACAACUGACUUUGAAUGGCGUCGUAGCAUACGUUGUUACUUCCACCCUGUUGCCACCGACACACCCACACCCAGAGAAUCUGUCACCGGCGAUGACAGUGGCCUGGACGAUUUGGCCAUACAGGAUCACCAAGAACCCCUGAUCUGGAUCCUUGAUACCCCAUACGCAUAUGGUAAUGAGUUCUACGGGACCAAUGCUGGGGCAGCUCUGACUCCUGUCACGGAGCGUUGCUUCCUGACAAUGUCACAAGCCCUCAAUAACCACCAGGGCAGCUGUGUAUCCGGACCUGUUGGAGUCGGAAAGACGGAGACAAUCAAGGGUUUGGCUAACACUCUUGGUCAGUUCCUGAGUAUGGUCCAGUGCUGUCCAGAGUUUGACCCUACUGCUUUGGCAAGGUCAAUUCAGGGAACAGCUAUGGAUGGCUGUUGGUGUUGUUUUGAUGAAGCACAGAGUCUCCACCAUAAAGCCUUAUCGGUCAUGUUUGACCACGUUGAGGCGGUACUUGUUGCCCUGAAGGCCAGACACUCCUAUGCUACUCUUGCUGAUGGUCAGGAGAUCUCAAUCAGAAAAAGCAGUGCAAUACACAUGACCAUCAACAGAGAUGACACAAGUUGCAGUCUGCCAGUAGAGGUGCGGGCACUGUUCCGUACUGUAUCGUUGAUCAAGCCGGACUUCAGUCUUAUCCUGAAGGCCAAAUGUGCCUCCAUGGGUUUCAGAGCUCCAACUGUACUGGGAGCUCGACUGAAAUCUGUAUCAGAGCUUGCCAAGGACCAACUAUCUGAGCACUUCCAUCAUUUGUUUGGUAUUGCGACAUGGACGGGUGUACUCAAGAGAGCUCUACAGAAAAGGAAGUAUGUCAGAGAUGAGAAAACUCAGGACCGCAUAGAAUCAAAAGCCAAAGACGAGACAUCGCGUUCAGAGAGCCAAGCGUCAGAGGCACCUACCAAGUUAGCUGGUCUACAGAAUGUUGGUUCAAGCAGUGUAAAGAUAUCAUCAGUGAGUAGGAAGACAGGCACACCCAACCCUAUGACUGCUGCUGGCAAACUGGAACAUGCUCUGGUGGCCCAGACCAUCCUGGAGGUCAUCUCCCCAAGACUGACCGGCAGGAAUGUAAAGCUGUUUAAGGCAGUACUGGAUGAUGUGUUCGCUGGCCUGCCUGAGCCUCCCUCUAACCUGUCCCAAAUACAGUCAGCCAAGUCUCGAGGGGCAGACAUUGAUCUAUCCCUCAAACACAAGGUGGCUGAUAAGGGCUUAGUGGCUCACGAUCCAUGGCUGACCAAGUGUAAACAGCUGUUCAACAUCUCUCAAGUCCACAGUGGUGUGAUCGUGGCUGGACCUCCGGGUAGUGGUAAAAGCACCUGUAUCCAGACCCUGGUAGACUCCUUGUCUAUAUCUGGGCGGGGCACGUCUCGUCAGUCACAAGGAAGCAGGGCUACCAACCCCGCCGAGUCUAUGCACAAACUCAUUAAGAUCAACCCAAUGGUUGUUGAUGAUGAGGCUCUCAUGUUUGGUUCUCUCAACCAGAAUCAUGACUGGAUUGAUGGCAUCUUUACUAACGCUGUGAGAAAGGCUAACAGGAACUUGAGUACCACUUGGCUCUGUCUAGAUGGCCCCCUCAACCAAGGCUGGGCUGACAACUUCAACAGUAUCCUCAGUGGAGACAAGGCAUUGCACCUGAAGAAUGGAGAUAAGCUUUUCCUGUCCGACAAUAUCAUCCUGAUAUUUGAGACGGACAGUCUGGACAAUGCCUCACCUGCCACCAUAGCGAGAUCAGGUAUAGUUUACCUGGACAAAGAUGUCCUAGGAUGGAAACCUGUAGCAGAUGCCUGGAUAGAGAGCAGAACUCCACAAGAAAUACAUGUGCCUGUCACCCCUGUCCCCGUUGCUUCAGAUCUAGAUAUUGACUCUCCAGAAGACAUAGACCCACCCAUCAAAACAGUGGAAGGGGUUUUACAAAGGGCGUUCCAGAAAACACUCGACCCUAUGGCACAGUUUGUCUUGCAUGAGGCCAAACCAAGCCUAAAGCUGUCCUUAGUUGGAAUGUUCAAGACCUGUCUAGGACUGCUAUCAGCCAUGUUGGCAGACAACAUUGAGAUCGGUGGAGAGCUUCACAUUGAACGACUUUACCUGUUCUGUCUCAUCUGGACGUUUGGUGGACUUCUCAAUGCUGCUGACAGGAAAGGUUUCAGUGACCUCCUUAAAACCCUGUCCACUGCAUUACCUGACGAUGAUCGGGACAUCUGUGUGUUUGACUACUAUGUGGACGAGUCUGGAGAGUGGGACCCGUGGACAUCUAGGGUACAGGAGGUAGCAUACACAGAUAACCAGGACAUGUUAGGUGAGGUGUUCAUGGACUCCGUCGACACAUUCCGCACAAAGAUAUUGAUGGAGUUUGCUUCAGCCUCUGGUCUGAAUGUCUUGUUGGUGGGUGCUAAUGGAUCAGGCAAGACCAGUCUUAUUGAAAGGUUCAUGGAUGUCCAAGAUCCACAGGUAGCAGUGUGUAAGAGGCUGGUAUUCUCUGGCGCCUCAUCAGCUAAACAGUUCCAGCACUUCAUUGAAGCCAACAUCCACCACAGACAAGGGUUCGUGUAUGGUGCAAAAGAGAGUAAGAAACUGAAAGUGUUUAUUGACGACGUGAACCUACCUGUACCAGAUGACCAUGGUGUUCAACGGUGCAACGAGCUCCUGAGACAGUUACUGGAUGACAAGGUCCUGUGCACACUACAGAAGCCUUUUGAGUGGAAGACUGUUGAGGACCUCAGCAUCAUUUCGGCCAUGUCCAUGAGUGACCACCCUAGUGUCAGCACACGUCAGCUGUCCAACAGACUGCUGAGACAUUUUGCUGUAUUUAACCUUGCCACACCCUCAGAGGAUGGUCUGAAGAAUAUUGUACAUGGUAUCCUGGAGGUCAAUAUGACUGAUGGUGAUUGUCAAGGACUGGAGAUCGACCUUCAUAAUAACCUUGUGAAGGCAUCGUGUGAGAUUCUCAAGGCUGUACAGAAUGUACUCAGGCCUUCCCCAAUGUAUGGCAGACGACACUAUCUCUUCUCUCUUAAGGACAUUACAGUCUGUUUCCAGAACCUAAAGAGGUUACCAGAGGAGAGCCUGGCUGAUGAGACCAUGAUACCAGUCAUAUCUCUCUGGCGCCACGAGAUGCAGAGGAUCAUUAAGGACCGAAUCAGUCGUACAGCUGAUCUCAACUGGUUCGACAGUCUGCUCCAGGAAACUAUAGAAAGCAUCUGGCCAGACUUAAAGGAACCAUUGAUUGAAAACUUUGUAACAUUUCCCACAGAUGCCAGGAUGUACCAAAGACCUGUCACUUCAGUAGGAGCUAAAAAUAUCAAGAUUAUGCUGCAGCCUAUCGACCAGCUGCGUGACGUCCAUAGUUGUCUGAAUACACACCUCACCCGUUAUAAUGAGGAGUUUGGUAACAUCCCUCUCAACAUUAUGCUGUCUGACUUCAUCAUUGCUCACAUCAUCAGGAUGCAUCGAGUUCUUAGCUUCCACCAUGGUGGUAACAUGCUGUUAAUUGGAGCUGUGGGUUCCCACCUGGCUACCCUGUGUAAGCUGGCCCUGCAUGUGGCUGAUGUUCCUAUUCACAAGGUUGAUACAAGCAAACAGAGUAACUUCUUCGAUGGAUUGCGAUCAGCAGUACGACUUUGUGGAUCAGAGGGCAAAAUUCUGUCUGUCAUGUUCACGGCACGUGACCUGGAGGACCCAGUAUAUCUAGAUGCCAUCAACAGCCUUCUGAUAAGUGGGGAGUAUCCUCACUUGUUCUCCAAUGAUGAGCUGGAGGGACUCCUACAGGCGAUCGGACCUGCCAUGAAGAGAGAGUUCCCCAACAUGUCUGUCGAUCCAAUGAAGUUUUUUGUGGCAAGAGUAAAAAGCAACCUUCAUUUCUUAAUCUGUUUGCAACCUGGACACACACUGCUCAGCAUUGCAGCAAGUCAGUACCCAGGUCUACUCAGUGGCUGUGCCAUCAACUGGAUGUGUGACUGGCCACAGGUGGCUCUGCUUGGCGAGGCAUCCUACUUCAUCACCAGAUUCCAGCUGACAGAGGAAUUUGAGGACCUCAGUGAGAAUGUGACAGUAUGCCUAGCCAACAUCCACAGUUUCGUGCUGCGUGACUGUCGCCAGCUUCCCUGGGCGGGAGACAUGUCAGGGGAGGUCACUAUGAACCAGCUCAAGUUACAUGACAAGAAAAAGGAACAGAUAAAGACACAGUCCAUCACCGUACCCAACCAUCCAUACUCCAAACUCAUCAUGUUGGAGCGAAUCAAGAGCAGUCAUCGUUCUGAGUUAGUGAAGGCUAAGAAUGAAGUAUACAUAGGCCCAACUACUUAUCGACGAUUCAUGGAGUGCUUCAAGUACCUCUAUAAUGAGAAGGCCAAGGAGAGGACCAGCACUGUGGACCAGCUCAAAAAAGUUAUAUCAACCAUGGACCAGACGAGAACUGAUGCCAAAGUGAUGAAGAAAGCCAUUAAGUCUAUCAUGGGCAAGUUUGACGAGGCUAAGAAGAACACCGCUGACUUGUUACACAAAUUGACUAACAAGGCAACCAGCUUGGAGAAACUGAAAGCCAAGGUUGGACUGAGCACUUCUUUGGAUGCUUACCUACAUCUCACUGAGAUGGAGACUGAAGAAGAGGAGGAAGAUGAACUUCUACAACAAGAGGAUUACGAUGACUAUGACAAGGAGUUUGACAAGAUGAGAGAGGCGAAUCUGAAGACAAGACAAGUGGCUGCCAAAGAAGAACAUGUACUGGCACUCAAACACGUAGAAGAGUGUCGUCAGAACCUGGAGUACGCUCGUCAGCAGGUGUUACACUGGAAGUCUAAGGUUGACCGGCAGUGUAUUGAACGACUGAAGGGUUUCAGUACACCUCCAGUGCUGGUCGGCUCUGUCAUGGAAAUGGUCAUGACUCUCAUUGGGAAACGCCUGCCAUCUCAACGUCUGCAGGAAUCACGAGACUAUCACGGGAAAGAUGACCUGUCCAGUCGUAUGUCGUCCAGCUCCAGUAGCACCAAGGUCAUCUCAAAGAAAGCUAAGAAAGACAGUGACCGGUUUGACCGUGCCCAGUGGAAGGCCAUGACGUUGACCAUGAUGGACACUACCAAGUUUGUUGACAUGUUGCACAACGUUCCUUGGGAGGAUGGCCUCUCUGAUGAUGUUCUCAGAGCUGUGGAAAGCUACCUUGCAACUGGCAAAGAUGGUCAGUUGGGUGUGACAGGGGAAGGAACUCUUCUUGACAAUGCUCAAGAUAUGUCAUUCCGAGCGCAGAAAAGAACACCAUCGCCUGAUGGUUCCAAGGGUAUCACUAUUGCUGGAGCUAAGUAUUCUAGUGAAGAUUGUGCCACACUGGUCCAGUACACUAUUGCUAUAGUAGAAUACACUCGUCUAUGUGGCCCACUUAAGAGCUCCCUGGAGCGCCUCAAUGAAUUACAACGAGAGAUUGAGGAGAAUGACCGCAUACAGCGUGAACGUGAGGAGGAGCCCAAGGAGGAAGAGAAGGCCCCUACCCCAGAGCCAGAGGAGGAGUAUACAGAGGAUGACCUUGCCCGGCUCCAGGAGGAGGUCUCUGCCCUUCAGCAAGUGUUCGAUCAAUCAGUUGUUGAAAAACAUAGUUUGGAGAUGGAACUUCAAUCCAUGAAUGAAAGGCUCAAGGCAGCAACAGAAAUGGUUGAGAGCCUAAAGUUCCAGGAGCAGUCAUGGAGGAAACAUGUGAAGGAGAAUGAUUGUAAUGAAUUGUUACUUGGCAACUGUAUGACAGCAGCUGCUUUCCUCACAUACUGUGGUCCAGCCAACUUAGAUACAAGGAAAAGAAUGGGAGAAUUUUUCAUGCAAGUCUGUGAGCAUCAUCAAUUGCCAUUACCUAGACGCAGACUUUUUAGAAACUUAGAAUUGGUCGAGUUCCUCAACAAACGACUGGACAUCAUGAACCUGGAGAUAGAGAGACUGCCCACUACACGUCUGAUGUUGGAGAACGCCUGCUUCCUAAUGCAGGAGGAAAGUACCACUGCCUGGCCCCUUAUCUGUGACCCCACCUCCAGGGUCAUUGACUGGCUUCAGUUCUACAAACGGUCAAAGGGUCUGGUGUGCGUCAGAUACAGUGAGAUGCGUUCCCAGUUUGAGAACUGCCUAGCUGAUGGAAGUCCCCUUCUGGUAACUGACUGUGACGUUAAACUACUCUCCAAAGAUAAACGUUUCAGGGACGCCAUACAGAGGUGUAAUCGAUUCAUUAACGAAAAGAGCCGCUUCAAAAUAUUUGUGGAGGACCAUGAAGUGGAGUGUGACCCUAAGUUCCGUCUCUACCUACACACGACAUUGGAGCCUCACAAUGUGCCAUCGCACUUGGCUGCCUAUUGCUCCAUUAUGUUCUUCCAGCAGUCCCGACUCUGUAUCGAGGAGGAGCUCCUUGACCGAUUCCUUGCCAAGGAGAAAAGCAGGCUAGAAGAUGAACGCACCACUCUCAGACAGGAGAAGAAGGAGAACAUCCAGACCUUGGAGAAGCUUGAGAAGCAGAUGAAGGACAAUCUGUCCAGUGAUGUCCGUCUGAUGAAUGACCUCCAGGCCACUAAGAAACUUGCUGAGCUCAAGAAACAGUAUGAUGAGACAGUGGAGAGUCAUAGUCGAGUGGAGUCAGCAGAGAACUCUAUCAUGAAGAAUCGUGAGUUACACCGCCCCAUCGCGCAGAGAGCAGCCGUAUGCUUUGAUGUUUGUCAGUACAUGCGGGAGGUGAACAGAUUGUACCAGAUGUCUUAUACACAGUUUUUGUCACUGUAUGAUACUGCUAUCAGUCACUCAGACAGGUCAGUUGUACCCAAGGUUGUGAUAGAGAAGGUGACAAACAGUGCCUAUACCACCACUGCCCGUGGACUGCUGGAACGCGAUAGAAGCAUCUUUGCUUUGCUUCUUGCCAUUGAGGUUGAAGAUUCACUGAAGAAGAUUGGUCGAGGUGAACGAGAGUUCCUCAUCUCUCCUAACUACAGUAUGGUAGUGAUGACAGCGAUCGGAGCUGGCCAACCUCCAGACAGCAAAAUUGUACAAGCCAAGAAGCCUUUUGACUGGAUGACAGAGGAACAAUUCCAUAACUUGCAGAUACUGGCCAUGUAUUUUGAGUGGUUCCAGGAAAUGUUUGAUCGCAUGCCCAAAGAUGGGCGAGAGACCCAGUGGCGCACUCUCUGUGAGAGUGACCUUCCUGAGAACGUCGCUCUACCAGACAAGAUGGAUGACCAUUAUGAACAGAUGCAGCGUCUUUGUGUGAUAAGAGCCGUGAGGAGUGACCGCCUUAUGCAGGCCUCCACCAACUUCAUCACCAAUGUGCUUGGCAGAAGGUACUAUGGAGACAUUGGCAUAGAUUUGACAAGUAUGCUGCGACAGAGUACGCCCACCAUUCCGCUGAUCUUACUGUAUUCUGUGGAGGUGGAACAUGUCACCAAACUGUUCCAUGACUUCUCCCACAGGAAGCAGGCCAAGACACUGUCCCUCACCAUCAAUGAUGACACACCUGCUAUAGAGAGGACUGCUAAACGUAUCAUCCACAAGGGCAUGCAGGAGGGAUUGUGGGUGCUUCUUCACAAUGCUCAUAACUCCCCACACCUGAUGAAUAACCUGGAGGCCAUCUUGACAGAGGAGACCAACCCAGAAGCAAACUUCCAUCUGUGGAUUACAUCCAAGGUGGAUACCACUGCCCUACCAAUCAGACUGUUGCAGAACUCCAUCAAAGCUGUCAUAGACACACCCAAGGUGAUGAAGGACAGCCUGAUUCGGUCAUUUACAUCAUUUGAAUCUGAUAUCCUGAAGCAGUCAUCAAGACCAGAAUGGCCUCUUAUGUUACACAACCUUUGCUACCUCCAUGGGGCACUGCAGCUGAGGGCACGGUAUGGUCAGGGAGGCUGGAACAACUGUCAAGAUUUCCUCAACAUUGGCAUCAAUGAAAUACAGGAAGCCCUAAGCUUCAUGAUUACAGAGUUCAAGGAGCCCCUGACAUGUGUGUCACCUGAUGGGUCACAGACACCACGGUCUACUUCCUGGACUGGAAUACGAUAUAUGCUCUCAGAGAUUAUCUACGGGAGCUAUAUCACAGACGAUUAUGACAGGAACAGUAUGAGUUCUAUAGUAGAUUACUGGAUCUCACCUAAUGCUGUCAAGAAAGAUUUUGACGUGGCAAAGUUGAAGUAUCGUCAUCCCCCGGGCUUCUUCAAUACCAACCCACGCCUCAACAACCUCAUUCAGGCUCUCGAUGGCAUCAAUAACCACUUCCUCGAUGUUCCAGAGGGUUGUCACUUACAUCACAGCAACAUAGAGACACUACUGGGAGAUGAGCAGUAUGUUUUUACUCGACUCAACAAAGUGUUUGAUGCCAUGCCCUCUACGGAGACGUUGUCUCACAAACUUUUCCCCAAACCACCAACUCCAUUCCAUGGUCCAGCCAAGGCAGAGAUCAGCAAGUACAGUAACAACCCAGCUGUCUUUACCCAGGGCACUUUUGCUACCUCCACAUACUCUGUCCUUAAACGAACCAAGGAGAUAGAGUUGUGGGAAGUGUGUCACACACUACUCACCAAAAUGCCAAAAUCCUACAACAGGUACAAAUAUUUCUUUUUGUAGGAUUUUCUAUUGGACCGAGUUAAGAAAAUGGCUGAUUUCCCAUCCUUCAACACCUUUGUCAUGAAAGAGUUUGAUCAAAUGAUCCUCCUCAUCACUGAGAUCAGGACAACACUACAGGCCAUUAAGAAUGCAUGCGAGACAAACGUUCUGGGUGACAUGAUGUCUGACCAUAUUCUGUCUGCGGCUGAUGAUCUGUUCUAUGGCCGUACACCCCAAACCUGGUGUCGCAUGGCUGGCAGCUCAGCUCCUCCCAUGAAUUUUGCAGUUGGCAAUUGGUUCAAUGAUCUUGGAAACAGAUGUCUACAUUUUGAAAGAAUACUCAGCCAGGGACGAGACAAGAUGCCCUGUUACUGGUUAGGAGCCUUCUUCAACCCACGAGGACUCCUUGCCCUCCUCAAACAGGAUUACAUCCGUCACUACUGUGGAGACCGCUCUGGAAACUUUGAACAGUUUGUGUUCCAGACAGAGGUCACCACCAGGGAUAAGGAACAUCUACGAGACCCACCUCCAGAGGGAAUGUUUGUGUAUGGGAUCCACAUGUGGGGUUGUGCUUGGGAGAAGACUACAAUGGAGCUCCAGGACACACCUCCAAGGAUUGGCUAUUCUAGUCUGCCUGUUGUCCAUGUAAACUGCUACCCUAUCAAUGAAAAACCCCUUCUUCAGGACCCUGUCAAGGCUGCCGAGGUGUACCAGUGUCCCGUCUAUGCCUCGCGUCUCAGCAAGCGUGAACCUAUCAUGGAGAUGGACUUCAAACGGGAGGGUUACCCUGCCACACGCUGGGCUCUAAGGGGACUGUCAUGUACCAUCAGAAACUAUUGAGAGUUUUUCUCUCCUACAGUGUUGACCGUUUCAAAUUACAAGUCUUGUGUCCCACCGUGUACCUGCCAUUGUGUACUGAACCUAUCCAAGGAGGCUGAUUGUUGCAAAUGUGUAGACUUACUGCAAGGAAAUUCUUACCUAACUAUGUAUUAAUUUUUGAGAAAUCUCGAGUGUUGAAUUGUGAUUCAUCACAUUAUUUGUUAUAUUGAAUAUCAUUAUCCUGAAACUGGAAUUAAGAGUUUAGAAUAAAAACCAAUAAAUUUCAGAACCCCACCCUUAUAAGCAUGUUAUGUAAGUUAUGGAAUACUGUACACAGACUAGAUACCUUCAGUAUCAUUUCGAUCAACACUGCGUGUCCUGUUGUAGUGUCGAAUUUAAAAUUACCAGUAUUUCUUCAGCCAAAGUUGAUGACUUUGUACAAGGACUAAGGUCAUUCAUAUAGAUUUGUGUUAUAGUUGUAGAAAUGUCAAAACAGCUAGAUCCUUGUUUAUACUUAAGAUUUUUAUAUAUUAGUUUUGCAGAGUGGCCAAAUAAACUGGAUCUGAACCUGUAUAAUCAACUGCACAUAGAAGUGCCUUAUAGCCGUGUCAAAUCUUCUUGUGCAUAUAAUGCUCAAGUCUGUGAUAUCAUAUAGAAAUGUAUAUAUCUGAAAUUCUUGUAGACUUCAGAAGU
Molecule: messenger RNA, 16710 nt
Organism: Ylistrum balloti
Lineage: Eukaryota; Metazoa; Mollusca; Bivalvia; Pectinida; Pectinidae
Product: dynein axonemal heavy chain 8-like
Exons: 93
Biological process (GO): microtubule-based movement
Cellular component (GO): dynein complex
Molecular function (GO): minus-end-directed microtubule motor activity; dynein light intermediate chain binding; ATP hydrolysis activity
Source: RefSeq, a predicted model, not a curated record